This is a messenger RNA of Thyridium curvatum, 1044 nucleotides long. RefSeq lists its product as uncharacterized. The coding region runs from base 1 to 1044 and encodes 347 amino acids. Gene Ontology annotation, cellular component: nucleus; cytoplasm. The transcript is spliced from 2 exons. The record is from RefSeq and is a predicted model, not a curated record. Lineage: Eukaryota; Fungi; Ascomycota; Sordariomycetes; Thyridiales; Thyridiaceae.
AUGGCUGAAGGCAGUCAACAAGCGGUCAUUGAUAGCGAUUUGGACCGAAUUCCUCUACCAGAGUACGAGGAAGAGGACAGCUAUCUUCCUAGCAAAGACGACGCUUCGUUGGACUUCUAUGAAGCAUGCGCGGAUGGCGAUGUCGAUGAGUUGGCAUCGUACAUUGAGGAAGAGCACCCUGACCCGAGAGACCUCCAGUAUGGCCUGGAGCACGCCGCAUUCGCCGGCAACCUCGCCACCAUCCGAUACCUACUCGAGCGUGGAGUACGGCUACAUAGAAACGCAUUCCACCGCAAGCUCUCUGUGACAGAGACGACGGGUGGACCCAAGUCACAGACGAUUUUUCAUCAGGCCGUUCCGCGAGUGAUUCAAAUUCUCGAAUUAUACCUCGAAUUUGGAUGGCAUCCGAACCAACACUGGACGGAUGCGGCGUCCGGAACCCGUGACGUCUUCAUUCUGGAAUGCGGAUCCGUUCUCAUGGAGAAAGCAUUGGUAGAAUGGCUCCUGGAUCACGGCGCAGAUCCGACCACGCACACGCCAAUUCCAAUUGUUGACCUGGCCGCCAUGUGCCAUCAGGUUGAGGUACUCGACCUAUUGCUCUCGCGUGGCGCCUGCGUCACGGAAGCAAGACCUUUGCAGAGACUCGCCAUCCUUAUGGGCGGAAGGGUCGGUGGCGGGACUGUCCCACCGGGGCCGGACCCUUUUGGCCGUUUCAAGACGGCCGAGUGGUGUCUCGACCACGGCUUCGAUAUCCAUGCCGUCGCAAACGUCAAGGAUAGGUGCGGAAUACCAAUCGGCAUGGCCGAGGUGCCUGCUACUGCCCUUGGACUUGCCUGCGCUAUGCUGGAUUUUGAGUAUGCGGAGUGGUUAUUUGAUCACGGUGCGGAUCCAGACACUGCCAAAGAGAUCGGCCCGAAGCUUUUCGGAGUGUUUUCCAACAAGGCGAAUGAUCAAUAUAUCGAAUUCGUUCGGAACUUGUGCACGAAACGAGACUCCAAACAGCUUGAUGAAUCUUCAGCUGACGACAUGUCCCAGCAGCAGUAA